Trifolium pratense (red clover) is the source of this 1500-nucleotide messenger RNA. Its product is annotated as carbon catabolite repressor protein 4 homolog 4-like. Bases 111 to 1295 code for a protein of 394 amino acids. Gene Ontology annotation, molecular function: poly(A)-specific ribonuclease activity. The transcript has 10 exons. NCBI's taxonomy places the organism in Eukaryota, Viridiplantae, Streptophyta, Magnoliopsida, Fabales, Fabaceae. The record is from RefSeq and is a predicted model, not a curated record.
ACUAGCAAAAAACUGGGAGGUUGAAGUUUGAAUAAAAUAAAAAACGGCGCUUGAGUGUCGUCUACUACAAGCACAAUUCUAUCGAUAGAAGUGAGUAUAUAUAUCGAGAUAUGCUAAAAGCUCUUGGUCUUGCUGCACUUCCUCCUUCAAUCUCCUCCGCAACUAGUGUUGUGAGGAAAAUGAGCACUUCACCAACAACACCAAUAAAUCCCAAAUUCAUUUCUGUUGAAGCCGCUGAUAUACAUUCCAGAACUAUAUCUGACGGUUUCAGAUUCAGCCUUGUCUCCUAUAACAUAUUGGCUCAGGUUUAUGUCAAGAGCGCUUUUUUCCCACACUCACCUCCUUUGUCUCUCAAAUGGAAACAUCGAUCAAACUCGAUUUUGGAAGUUCUUAAGAGCUUGGGAGCUGAUUUUUUCUGCCUACAGGAAGUUGAUGAGUUUGAUACCUUUUACAAAGGAAGGAUGCAGAAGUUGGGAUAUUCUUCUAUUUAUAUGAAGAGAAGUGGAGAGAAAAAGCGUGAUGGGUGUGGCUUAUUUUACAAGCAUGACCGUGCAGAGUUGGUCUUGGAAGAAAAAAUUGAAUACAAUGAUCUUGUAAAGUCAAUUCAAGAUGAGAACUCUUCAAAUGAUGAUGAACACUACAAUGUCCAGACAACCCAGCCAGAUAAACAAAAGGAUAAUGCGACCAAAAGUGGACCUAAAUCGGGUACAGAAGAUCGUGGAGAUCCCAAUGAUCCUCGUGUGAGACUAAAACGUGAUUGUGUUGGAGUUCUGGCUGCAUUCAAAUUCAAAGGUCCCUCUCGUCAAUUUCUUAUUGUAGCCAAUACACAUCUUUAUUGGGAUCCUGAGUGGGCUGAUGUCAAACUUGCACAAGCUAAAUAUCUAAUAUCUCGUUUGUCACAAUUCAAAACACUGAUAUCAGAUAAAUACGAUUGCAUACCUGAAGUGAUUGUGGCUGGCGACUUCAACUCUCAGCCAGGAGAUAUGGUUUACCAGUACCUUAUAUCAGGCAACCCAUCAUCAGAACUGACGACUGAUUAUAUAGAGGAGCGUCCAAUUCCUCUAAGUAGUGUCUAUGCUUCUACAAGAGGAGAGCCACCAUUUACAAAUUACACACCUGGCUUCACUGGAACACUCGAUUAUAUAUUAUUUUUCCCCUCAGACUACAUUAAACCAAUUAGUUAUCUUGAGCUUCCAGAUUCUGAAGCAGCUAAUAUUGUUGGUGGACUACCAAACUUUAGUCAUCCAAGUGAUCAUCUACCAAUUGGUGCUGAAUUUGAAAUCAACAAGGACUAAAUCCACUUACCAGACUAUUCCAAUUUUUCUGUUGAUUGUGAAACCAAAGUUAUCAAUUGUGCUUAUUACCUGGCCAUUAUUACACUUACCAGACUCUGGUAUAAAUCUUAUUAAUUUGUUAUGUUAUAUGGUCCACAUUCUUAAACUGGCCAGUUCAGCCAGAGAUUGCUAUGAUAAUAAUAGGGAUCUUAUUUGAUGGCUCUAA